AUUCCGCAGGAAAACACAAACCGAACCCCGCUGCAUGAGGCGGCCUCCACCGGGGACGAGACGAAGGUGGAAACCCUCCUGGCCGCUGGUGCCGAUCGGAAUGCCAAGGAGUCGGUACACGGUAAUACGCCCCUUCACGAGGCUUCCUGGAAGGGAUACAGCCGCUGCGUGAAGCUGCUCUGCGCCCUGCCGAAACCAGCCAAGGUCGGUGGCGCUUCCGGUGCCAAAGGACUCGAGCUGCUGAAGGAUGCUGCGGCAGCGCCGGCGUCGUCAUCGGCGAAGGUCAAGCACGCGGUGCACGACACGAAGGGGGCACUGCACAGUGCGCUGCUCGGCACGCGCAAUUUCGGUGGGUUCUCCGCGCUCCAUCUGGCCGCCCAGAAUGGCCACAACCAGAGCUGCCGGGAGAUUCUGCUGGCCGGUGGCGAUCCAGACGUGCAGAACAACUACGGUGACAGUCCGCUGCAUACCGCGUGCCGGUACGGGCACGCCGGUGCCAUCCGGAUCCUGCUGUCGGCCAAGUGCGACUUCGAGCGGAUCAACCUGAACGGGGACACGGCGCUUCACAUCGCCUGCGCCAUGGGGCGCCGCAAGCUGACGCGCAUCCUGCUCGAAUCCGGCUGCCGGCAGGACACGAAGAACGCUCAGGACGAAACGGCGCGGGACAUUGCGCAGCGCAAGAAUCUGGUCGAAAUCAUCAACAUCCUCAACUCACCUCCACCGCCACCGGCACCGGCGCCAGCAGCACCGAACCCCGUCGAUCUGUCCCCGCGGAGAUCGCGCGAACGAUCGAGCAGCAGUUCGCACCGGAAGGCGCCCGAUUGUCCCGAUGGGCACGGGCGGUCAUCGCGCCCCAGCAAACCGGCGGCCGGGGCCGGCGAGGAAGGACCAGCGCACCGUAAAUCGGGUCGCCGUCGCAGCAAUUCAAACGAUGACGCGAAAGGCGGAGGAGCCGGUGCCGAGGUCGAUCCGAAGCACUGGUCCCCGUACGGGUGCCACUACUUUCCCGAUCCGCGCAACUUUCCCUCGCCCAAGCUGGAGACACUGCCGAAAGAACCGCUCGGGAAUGGUGAGCAGUACUUCCUCGACCUGGCCGGCAACAUCCGGAAGGGCCCGGUCGGGGUCGGGAACACGUGCUACUGUGCACCGUUCUUUAAGCACCUGGAGGCGCGCAUGAACCAGAACCGGCGCAGUAUCCGGAAGUACGUGCACCGUGCGACGGAGAAGCUGGACAGCCGGAUGACAGCGCUGGCGAUGCGGACCGACGACCAGAUCGAGGAGCUGACCAAGUCGAUGAUCGCGAGCCGGGUGCAGUGCGAGAACAAGCGGCUGCACCUGGAGCAGUGGCUAAAGCGGGGCAUCGCCGAACGAUCGACGACCACCACUUCUGGCGGCGGUGGCGGUGGCGGCGCAGGGCAUCCGCUGCAGCACACCAACAGCAAGACCAAAAAGGACGAAGCGAACACCAACACGCUGACGCGCUGCCGGAGCCUCGAGCUGCUGGACGAUCACGAGGACAUUCACCACCACCACCUGCAGGCACAGCAGUCCACCCCGGUCGCUGGGACCGUCAGCAGCAUCCCCACCAAGCAGUUGUUCAGCUCCCGGUCGAUCGAUUUCCUUGACGCCACGGGCUCGACGGUCGACGAGGAGGCGCACCUGCGGCUGCUGCAGUACGGAUCGGCCACCGGUCACCAGUCGGACGCGUUCGGUGGCAGCUCUCAGCACUCCAACAUGAAGAACCAUUCGGACGCGGCGUCCGAAACGCCACCCCUGCCACCGCUGGCACGACGGAACCGCUCCGCGUCCGUCUGCUACUCCUCCGACAAGGACAACGAUCGGGAGAAGCCGGCGUCGCUAGCGCCACAGCCACAACCGACCACAUCCGGGCACCAGGGCAAGAGCGAGAAGGCCAAGGUCACCGAGCGGCUCGAGGAGCUGCUGAGCAAAACGAAACGCAUCCUCGAACUGGAGAAGCUCACCAAAGCCACGGGCCCCGGAUCGCCGCCGGUGGCCACCGCCCGCUCGGACAAUCGCUACAUCCUGGCGCUGGACAAGCUGCGCGACAUCCACCACUACGACCCCCCGCUGGCAGGCACGGCUGGCGGUCGAGGACACUCACCCGGGGCCGCCGGCUACGACAUUGCGCAGGAGAUGGAGAAGAUCACCAAAUCGUUGCUUCCGGCGACGGCGUUGGACACGGCAGCGGCUCCCGUUUCGCCCGAAAUCGCCAAGGACAUUACGACGUGCAAGGAGCGUCCGACGGCUGUGUACGGGCUCGCGCUGGCGUACGGCCCUCCGGUGUGUUCCACCUCGAAAUCCGGCUCACCGUUCGUGGUCGACGAAGAGGAGAGCCACCUCGGAAGGACCAACUUCGGUCAAGCCGAGUCGCCCGGCACCGGCGUGGUGGUCAAUGGGUUCUACUCCAACAGCUGCUUCGCCGACGAAACGCUGCCCAGUUCGUCCUGCAACACGACGAUCAAGCGGAACCCCGGGACCGAUCCGGAGGAGGAAGACAGUCCGGACGAGGAGGGGGAGGAGGAGCAAGAUUCGGAUCGCGGCGACGAUGACGACGGCGAUGAUCAACGGGACUCGGAGUCGGAUCGGGCCGACCUGUCGGCGAUGGCGAACCUGGCCGAGCUGAAGGAGCUAAAGAGCCGCAUCCUGAACGGGACGAACUGGCGCAGCCAGGUGCUGCAGAAGAGCGUCCAGGAGCUGCUGCGCGAGGAUCGGACGCAGGACGAAUCGCCGAUGGCUGAAGAUCGCACGUCUGGUGAUGAUCCGACGACGGACACGAACCGGGUGCGGUACAUCAUUUCGAAGCUCCAGCAAAGCGUAGCCGGUGGUGGCCACUCGAACCCGCCACCGUUGGCACAGUGCGAGGACUUCUCGGACAGCAGCGAAGACGAAGGCGAAGAAGAGGAACACCACGACGGUAACGGUGAAGCCGAAGAGGACGAUGACGACGAGGAAUGUGUCGAUGGUCCGCUGCCGGUCGGCAGGCAUCACUCCGACGGGGGCACCACCACCACCAUCACCAUCCCGGGGGCGGCCACGGGAAAGGUCGAGAUCGGGAUCGGAACGGCCAAAAGUUUGAUCCAAAUGUACGAGCAAUCGUCAUCGUCGUCGUCGGCCGCCGCGUCGGGACCAUCCUUCAAAGCACUGCCAACCAUCCAGGGCAUCCCGAAGGAUGCGUACUUUCACGAUCUACCCCGGAAGCCGGCGCUCGGGGCCACCGAUCGGGAUGAGGACACUCCACCGCCGAUGGCGCUAGCAUCCCGCAGCCGCAACCCGUUGCCGUCCUACCUGCUGCAGGAGGCCGAACUCUUCCAACAGCAUCAGCAGCAACAACCGGGCCCAUACCGGGCGACCAGCAUGAUGCUGAACGGUAACGAAGGGUUCCUGCACCAUCCUACGCCACCGGCACCGUCCCAACGGCACAACCACCAUCACCACCAUCAUCAUCCCCAUCAGAGCAACGCUUACCAAAGCUACCACCCGGUGGCGGCAGCGCAACCACCACCGGAAUCGGAACGGUUACUCUCGACCCGGAAGUACAUCAAUCCAGCGGCCACGCAGCACCAGCAACGGUCUCUCUCCAGCACGGCCACGCCGUCGCCCGAGUUUCCGCUCUAUCACCAGCAGCAGCAGCCGUCGCAGCAGGCACAACCGCAGCACUCCUCGCUGGGCACGGCCACGGGCGUUGGCACCGUCAUCGCCGGCCAUUCGCACGCCAUGAUGACGAUGAUGGCAGCGGCAGCGGCCGCCGCCGCUUCUCGUAGCAAAUCGGCCGACAACCUGUCCAACGACGACUCGGGCUACGUCAGCGGGAAAGUGAGCGAGAUCCACGUUCCGAGCGGUGGCGCCAGCCCCUUGCUGUCGCUCCCGGCCGGACUGGCCAAUGGGGCAGCUGGCGGCAACGUGCUGAUCAUUCCACCGCCUGCCUCAGCCUCGCCCCGUCACUUCCUGCCAUCGUAUCCGCAUCACCAUCACCACCAUCAUCACCUGGGCAUGGCGGGUAAUGGCGGUGGCAGCGUCGUAACGUCCAUCGUCCCACCGCCGGCACCGCUGGGGAGUGGGCCACCCGCCCCGAUGACGUCGGCCGCCGCACACGCUGCCGUCGAGCAGAAGCAACAGUCGCUCUACAAACUCGGUGCCUCGAGUUUGGUUUAAACCGUGCGGUUUUUAUUGUGUAAAAAUUAAGAUAAGUUCUUUUAUGAGGCCCCCCUCCCCGCUAAG
Molecule: messenger RNA, 4239 nt
Organism: Anopheles cruzii
Lineage: Eukaryota; Metazoa; Arthropoda; Insecta; Diptera; Culicidae
Gene: dgo
Exons: 3
Molecular function (GO): protein binding
Source: RefSeq, a predicted model, not a curated record